Molecule: messenger RNA, 2499 nt
Organism: Hyaloscypha bicolor E
Lineage: Eukaryota; Fungi; Ascomycota; Leotiomycetes; Helotiales; Hyaloscyphaceae
Exons: 3
Coding region: 1-2415 (804 amino acids)
Biological process (GO): calcium ion transmembrane transport; intracellular calcium ion homeostasis
Cellular component (GO): membrane
Molecular function (GO): calcium ion binding; calcium channel activity
Source: RefSeq, a predicted model, not a curated record
AUGACGCCGCUUGGGACAGGUGAAAGUCAACAUGACUCCUCAUCUGCUCCUAAGGACUCAAACAAGGGAACUACAGUAAAUAUCAAAGAAAACCCACACCCGGAUCCGGAAAAGGGCGCGAGUGGCAAUGAUAGAGAGGAUUACACUGAGGAGGGGGGCUACAACUUUUUCGACUUGCUCUCGCAUGCCAAACGAAAGUUUGUUUUCUGGUGGUUCUGGGGGGCUGUCAUUCUCGCUAUCCCUCUAGCAUUGAGCGCAACAAGAUUUCGAACCGUUCAAAUUCAAAACGUCCGCCUCUUCGGAUUGUUUUGCUGGCUUGCCGUAUCAUGGGCUGGCCUUUUGGCCUCUUAUCUCUUUGCAUGGGCCCUCUCUUAUUUUUGGUUUACUGUAUGCAAUCUGUUGUUUGACGAGGGAGAAAACUACAACACCUUUUUUGUCGAUAUCAGGCAUUCCACAAUGCUCUUGGCCUGGGGAUUUAUAUGCUGGUCAACUGUGCCACUUUUAUGCCGCGUCGAUCAUCACCACUGCACCACUGGCUGGGUCCAUACCUUCCAGAAAGUCAUGCUCGCAGCAUUAGUUGUUGACUUCGUCUAUUUUGUUAAAGACCUUUUGCUCGAACUACUUUUCCUGCGGGCGGCUAUCGAAUUUCUUCACCCUAGGUUGAAGACACUUCAAAAUAUUAUCUCUGCGCUAGAGCUGUUGGCCUUUGAGUCACGCAAGCCUUCUUCUAUACUCGACUACCUACACCAGAAGUGGGUAGGGGAUUUUCUGGGGUUCUUGUUUUUGAUGAGAAGAUGGUACAAUCCCGAGAAGCAGAGAAAGAUUGAAUCUGAGGAAGACCAGCCUGGGCAAGACGAUAUCGAGGACAUACAUUUUGAAGAUCCUGAUUCUAAAUGGACCCGCUUGGUGCAGAUGAACCUCCUCGAUCUCUGUACGGGAUACGGCACCAAAACGGGCUAUUGGAUGGUGGCACAGUACAUCAAAAGUCUAAUGACGAAAUGCGACCUUGAGGACCCGUCCGCAGAAAGACCGUCGAUAAAAGCCGAGACCCAGCGAGGGUGGUCCAAAAGGCGGAAUUCGUUCAAAAGCUUUUUCAAGAAGCGCCCGUCCCGCGACUUCUGCCACCCCCUGCCUGACUGCAUCCAUGAGCGAGUUCGAUCAUGUAGAUGCACGGUUGAUUCUCACUCGAACACCCCAGCCCAAGAGGUGUCAUCCAAAGAUAAAAUUGUCUCCCAGCCGAAAAGCAAGACUGAAGCUAAAUUGUUCAAACGCGAAGCCGCCUCCCUCUCUAAGACCCCAGCUCGGGGUGGACUGUGUAACAAUUCGUGUGAAUGCGGAGGCUCCUGCCAGACGAUUGCUGGGGGUGGUUGGUGCAGACGCCAAGUUGCCCUCUAUGUCCGUAAGCUUCUUUCUGGGGCUCAUGAACAAUUCACUUCUAAAGCCAUCGCCCACUUUGAAUCCUUCGAUCAGUUGUGGGGCGUCCUGGAUAGAAACAGAGACGGUUUCGCCAGUUUUGAAGAACUUCAUUGGCUGGUUGAGGAUGUAGGCGAGUCUCUCAAAGAAGUAAUAUCAGGCCAAAAGAAUUUGAUGAUGGUUAUCCGCGAACUUAACCUUGUCUUGUCUAUUGCUCUAUUGGCGCCAGCUGCCCUUAUAUAUGUUUUGUUUUUUGUCAAGAACCCGGGCUCUUAUCUUGCUCCAGUUUGGGCGACGUUUGCGGGCCUCAGUUUUGCCCUACAGGGCCCAGUCAAGUCGUUCACAGAUGCUUGUGUUUUUGUCUUCUCACAGCAUCCGUAUGAUGUUGGUGAUUGGGUUAUCUGGGGCAAAGAGAAAGAUCUGAAGCUCAUUGUUGAUGAAAUCCGUUUACUAAAAACAGCCUUUACGUGUGCGGACACCGGAAAGACGGUCCAUAUUCCACAUACCGAAAUAUGUACCGGAUAUAUCGAGAAUUUGUCGAGGACAUCAACGUACUUCGUCAAGAGUAUUGUGCUUCAUUCGGAGGACAAAGUAGAUAAAUGCCAUAAAGAAGCGAUUCGCAAGUUCCAGCAGGAGGAACUUCGGGAUCUUUGGAGAAAUGACGAGAAGCGUGAAAUCUUCCGGUAUCAUCAACUGCCGGAGAUCAGCGUUGUGCCAAUAAAGUCUGAGGACUUGGAAGAGAAAGGCAUUCGGGUUGACUUCAAGAGAAAAGAAUGGGCUCCUGGUCGAUUCUUCAGACAUGAGGAGAGAUGCCGACACGAAGUAAUGUCUUUCAUUCGAGAGCAUCUACCCGACUUGAUCAAGUCAGGUAGUAAACUCGAUUCUGGUGCUCAGGAAAUAAGUGGAACCACCGGAUUGGAAAAGCCUGCAAGUAGCAAUGGAGGCAGUAAAAGCGAAGAGGAAAUUGGACACAGCCUGAAACCUUCCAAUCCCACGCCAUGAGGAUUCUGGAGCAAGUAACGGCGGAUUUCGGAUUUUCGGAUUUCACAGUAUUUUAACACCAAUUCCCAGAAUUAAAUGAUACGU